UGAGCGAUACUCUGAAGGGAAGCUCGGCGUGCCAAAGCAGGCGGAGUCGGAAACGCGAAAGCCCAGCGCUCCUUCUACUCCCUCCCCCGGCGGAGGUGUAAACGAUCGUGGUGGAGCAGCUCAGCUCAGGGAGCCGCCGUGAUCGACUGCCCCAGAAAAGCGUUGCGUUAUCCGGACGGAGAUCCAGCCGCCAGUCGCUCGUCCCGUUGUUCUUGCAUUUAAGCGCUGGUGUGACAUUACACGAGCUCUUCCCUUUCUUCUCAAAUAGAGGACGAAUUCCCCCAGUCGCCCGAGGAAUAUCUCCCAGGAUAUCUACCCCAGAAAUGGACGGUUUCGCCGGUAGUUUAGAUGACAGUAUUUCUGCCGCGAGCACAUCAGAUGUGCAGGACCGCCUGUCGUCUCUGGAGCUGCGGGUGCAGCAGCAGGAGGAUGAGCUGACGGUGAUGAAGGCCGCGCUGGCAGACGUACUCAGACGUCUGGCUCAGUCGGAGGACUCCGCAGCCACUGCCAAAAAACAGCAAAGCAGCAAAGGUCAGACCCCGCUGCGAGAGGCUUAUUCAAUGUCUUGUAUUGCCAAUGGCAGUUCCAGCGGCCGCAAAUCUCACAGAGAUAGUUCCACAGUGUCCAUAGCCAAGAAAGAGACACUCUCCUCCGCCGCCAAGAGUGGUGGCGAAGGGAAAAAAGACAAGCCUCCGAUGGAGGGGAUCAAGGAGAAAGAGGAGCCGCCACAGGCUAAUGAUCAAACCCCUUCAGCACCCAGCACCCCGCAGGCACCAUCCCCUUCCAGCAACCCCCCCUCCCCUCAUCCCCCACAGCCCCAAAGACGGCUUUCAGAGAACAAGGGGUCAACCCCGGCCAAAAGGGGUAGCAGUGUGAAGCGUGGAGGAAUGGAGCGUUCUCAGAGUAGUACGUGGGACAGCGGAGAGGAGAGCAGGAAUAAGCUGGUGAAAGCAGCCUCCACCUCCAAACUGCUGUCCAAAGUGGUGAAGAAUGCAGAGAAACACAGAGAUCCAGUCAUCAGCCAAGCUAAAAUGUCAACCCGUGAAAAAAACAGUCAAGAGGGAGAAUAUAUAAAAAUGUUCAUGCGAGGACGACCCAUCACGAUGUUCAUCCCAUCGGACGUGGAGAAUUACGACGAUGUCCGAACCGAACUUCCCCCAGAGAGACUCAAACUGGAGUGGGUAUAUGGCUACAGGGGACGUGAAUGCCGUGCAAACGUGUACUUGCUACCUACCGGAGAGAUCGUAUAUUUCAUAGCCUCGGUGGUUGUGCUCUUCAACUACGAGGAGAGGACACAGCGGCACUAUUUAGGACACACUGACUGUGUCAAAUGUCUUGCUGUUCACCCGGAUAAGAUCCGUAUCGCCACAGGACAGAUAGCAGGCGUGGAUAAGAAUGGCAGGCCGCUUCAGCCUCACGUCAGAGUUUGGGACUCAGUCAGUCUGUCCACGCUGCAGAUCAUCGGCCUCGGCACCUUUGAGAGAGGAGUCGGAUCCCUCGCUUUCUCUAAAGCCGACUCAGGCGUUCAUCUCAGUGUGAUUGAUGACUCUAAUGAGCACAUGCUCACUGUGUGGGACUGGCAGAAGAAAUCAAAAAUCGCUGAGAUUAAGACAACCAAUGAAGUGGUCUUAGCAGUGGAGUUUCACCCGACUGACGCUAACACCAUUGUCACGUGUGGGAAAUCCCAUAUCUUCUUCUGGACCUGGAGCGGUUCCUCACUCGCCCGCAAACAAGGCAUCUUUGGCAAAUAUGAGAAGCCCAAAUUUGUGCAGUGUUUGGCUUUUCUCAAUAACGGAGACAUCCUGACCGGAGACUCGGGAGGAAUCAUGCUGAUAUGGACUCGCAGCACCGCUGAACCAGCACCAGGGAAAGGGCCGAAAGGAGCGUUUCAGAUCUUGCGUCAGAUCAAGGCUCACGACGGCAGCGUCUUCACUCUGUGUCAGAUGAGGAAUGGCACUCUGCUCACAGGGGGCGGCAAAGACCACAAGAUCAUUCUGUGGGACCACGACCUGAAUCCAGAGAGAGACAUCGAGGUCCCAGAUCAGUAUGGCACUAUCCGUGCAGUAGCUGAGGGCAAGGGCGAGCAGUUUCUGGUGGGCACUUCACGCAACUUCAUUCUGAGAGGCACCUUUAACGACGGAUUCCAGGUGGAAGUGCAGGGACACACGGAUGAGCUGUGGGGUCUGGCCUCCCACCCGUUCAAGGACCUGUUCCUCACCUGUGCUCAGGACAGACAGGUGUGUCUGUGGAACUCAGUGGACCACACGCUGGAAUGGACCAGACUGCUGGACGAGCACGGGCACUGCGCAGAUUUCCAUCCUAGCGGUUCGGUUGUUGCAAUUGGUACUCACUCAGGGAAGUGGUAUGCUCUAGACGCAGAGACGCGAGACCUGGUGGCCAUUCACACAGACGGCAAUGAGCAGCUGUCAUUGUUGCGCUACUCUGUCGAUGGCACGCUGCUGGCAGUGGGAUCACAUGAUAACUUCAUUUACCUCUACACAGUGUCGGAUAAGGGACGCAAGUACAGCAGAUAUGGGAAAUGCACUGGACAUUCCAGCUACAUUACACAUCUUGACUGGUCCCCCGACAACAAGUUCAUCAUGUCCAACUCGGGAGACUACGAAAUCCUUUACUGGGACAUUCCAAACGGUUGCAAGUUGAUUCCUAACCGUUCUGAGUGCAAGGAUAUCGAAUGGGCCACAUAUACCUGUGUGCUAGGAUACCACGUCUUUGGUGUUUGGCCGGAGGGCUCAGAUGGGACAGAUAUCAAUGCACUUGUGCGAUCUCACAACAGGAAGGUGAUCGCUCUGGCUGAUGACUUCUGUAAAGUUCACCUGUUCCAGUAUCCCUGCUCAAGAUUCAAGGCCCCAAGCCACAAGUACAGUGCCCACAGCAGUCAUGUGACGAACGUGAGCUUCAUGCACAGCGACAGUCACCUGAUUUCAACAGGUGGCAAGGACAUGAGCAUCAUGCAGUGGCGUCUGGUGGAGAAGACCUCAUCCUUGGUGCAUAGCGACUCCAGCUUGGGCCUGGGUGAUUCCCUGCUGCACAACUCCACCCCUCGCACCCUGCCGACGGUACCCAGCGUGCCCCACACUCCUACUGAGCCCUUGCCGGUGCCAGCCUCGCUUCCCCUCAGCACCCAAACCGAAACCAACACUCCCCCUCCCACUCCCCCUGAACCCCUGCACACGGUUACUCCAAAUGGACAGCAGGACGGCUCCCCUGAAACCCCGUCCCCUUCCGAUGAGGCCACGCCCCCAUCCGACAGCACCCUGAGCCCCAAGGACAGCCUAGAGCCUAGCGACGAUACGGCCACACCCAGUGAUGAGGGCACGACCUUUAACCCUCCCUUAUAAGGCAGUCCAACCCUUCUCUCGCCUGCUCGAUAGCCCGCCCAAAGGCACCAGCAUGUCACUGCAGCCUUCCUGUCGGAUUACAAAUGCAGGGUCUCAUCAGUUUUUAUCCUUUCAAGAUCUUCUUUUUUCGUUUCGUGUCUUAGUUUGUUAUGUUGACAUUCAGUAGAUGUGGUUGUGGAGGCAUCGGUUCGGGUUGGAUGGUGAGAGAUUUGGAAUGUGUAAUUAAAAACCUUUAGAACACCAGAUUUAGAACACCUACAAGUUUACACUGACUCACACACACACACACACACACACACACACACUACCACACAAACACUAAUACACAUGCAUAGACACAUCAGUAACUGUGAUACAUUCAAAAAAGAGAAGAAAACAAACGAUUUACCAGUUUUAGAUACAAACAACAUGUUCAUAUAAACAGACAAAUAGACAAAUAUAACAUAAAAUGGAUACAUGCUUUCAAAUAACUAUAGUUUGGCUUAUACAUCAAUAUAUUAAUUGAUUAAGGAUCAGCAACUAAGGGUGAAUUAAGCUGGAUUACUGAACCUUUUCCUCUCUUUCCUGACAUGAAAAAAAAUGUAUGUUCUGUUUUUUUUUACUCAUCCUCAAGUCUCAAACCCAUAUGACUGACUUUCUUCUGUGUAAAGCAAAAAUGUUUCAUAAAUGUUUUGAAGAGAUCUGUUGAAGAUCUGUAUGAGGAUUUUUGAAGAUGUUUAGGAGGAUAUUUUAAAGAUCUUUUGACAAAAGUCAAUUAGGCCCAGAUCAAUACUGGACCCUUUUGACUUUUAUUCUUCAAAACAGAAUUUUAUUUGUUCUGCAAAAGGCAAUUCAAGUCAUACAGGUUUGGAACGACAUAAAGUUAAGUAAACAUUGUUCAUUUUUUGGGUGAACUAUCCCUUUAAAUGAGUAAACUUUUUAAAAAAAAAUCACAAGAUGUAGAUCAUUUAUAUUCUUUUGCUCUCUGUGAACAUUGGUGGAGGACUGCAUGUAAAGCUGAUUUGCGUGCUUGCAUAGCAUCUGUCCCUAAGCCAAAAACUACAGGACGUGUACUAUAUCCGGUGACACCAGGCAGGUGCCCCGGCUUAUUGUUCAGAAACAAGGACCUCGACAAUUCAAGCUGCUUCUGUUGGUCAUCAUGGUCACGGACACCUUGUAUUUCAACUCGGCACAACUAUCGCCGCUUUACAGGAGAACAGCCAUAAACAGCAGAGCACUUCAUUCAAUACAAACACAAGUAACACACACUCACACACGCCUGACCUGCAUCAAAAUGGGGUCUGCAUGGCAGUAGCCAAGAUAUUUUAUAAAUAAAAUACAAAAAACAAUUUCAGUCUCAUCCGCCUGUCUAAAGAUGCCGUACCACCCGCACAUCUCUCCGUUUCCUCUGUUGGACUGGAGAACCUCCUCUGUAUUCAUACCAUCCGUUUUAACCUUGCAUCCAAAUGACUCUCUUCUCAAGACUGCAUUGUUUUUAGGUUUCAUUUUGGGUCUGUUUUUCUUGUCAUUUUCUUCAUCGGACUGAGAUGUUCUUGUUUUGUUUUUUUUUCAUCAUAUGAGAGAAACAAAAGAUUAAAGAAGUCUUAAAUGUGCGUGCGUAACUGUGUAUGUGCACGCGAGUCGCCGCUUCUUUCAUUCCGCUAAUGGGUUAUCGCCCUCUCCCUCUCUCCCUCACAUUUUCUAAGGAUCACUCUUUUUGGACAGAGCUUGUAAUGCUUACAAAAACAGUACCAGAAAGUACCAUAGUAUUAUUUGUACCAUAUUGGGCUAAUGUAAGUAAUUUGGACAAUGUUUUGACAUUGACAGGAUUGAAUAUCAUGGUAUUUGAGUAUGGUAUCAUAUUAUGCUUAUAGUGAUGAGAUGAGAGGACAACUUAUAUUUAAAUUCUAUCGCAAAAAUAGUGCGAAGUUUUGCACUCAUUAACAAAACCUUUGUGCUUUCCUGCAAAACUACUACACUCCCCUUAGAAACUUUGUAUUCUGCCUUGAAACAUGUUUUCUAAAAGUAUUGCGUUCACCCAAGAAUGUUUGCAUUUAUUCGCAAAGCAUUUGCAUCUAUCUAUCUUAAUUCCUAAUAUUAUUUCCAUCACAAAAUAUUUGUGAGCGAACAAAAGACGAUGCAAAAGCAUUGAAAUAUAAUUUAGUAUUACCAUAUGAUACCAUGGUACUUUUACAUGGUACUGCCUUUGUGUGUUCCCUCAAAGAUAUGGAUGAAAAAGAAACUCAUUGAAGAUUAAACCGCAUUCGCAGGCGCCGAUAUCUUGAGAUGAAGCAUAUCUUUUUUUCUGAAAUGAAUCAAUAUCAGUGAAACACAAGAGAACAGCUGCUGAGAGAGAUUCCCUCUAGUGCUGCUUGAUGAACGGCAACCUAAAUCAUCAAUAUUACACCAGAAAAUACAUCAAAACGGCUCUCAAACCAGACAACCUCUAGAUUUAAAAGCAUUGCAGAGGAUUAAAAUGCAUUGCAUUUGCAGUCUCUGUGUACAAAGGCAUGAGAAAGCAUGGUUUACACACUCAGAUUUUAGGUUGUGAUGCUGUAUUGACGUACGGUAUUGAGAGGUUCAGAUACACAUUUACAGUAAUUUGGGUUUUCCUUUUUUAAUUUUGAAAGAAUGACAAUCUUCUGUAAUGUGUAUAACAGUACACAUCAGCAUUCAAAUACUAAGUAUUUUACACAGCUGCCUCAAAUUCAUGUCUGAUGUGUUUUAAGGUGAUUUGUAAGUGCAUGAAAUAGUGGAUUAGGUGGUGUUAGCAACGUUUAGAUGACGGAAUGAUAUCUGAUUGUUUUUGUGGUGUUGGUGUGCUUAUGCAACGUUUGCGCUGUAGACGGUGUUGAGUUGAAUGCCCUUCAGCUGGUCUGCAGUUAACUUUUUAUACCUUUUUAUGAACGGUUUAUGUACUUUUCCUGCUUUUUGUUCUUUUUUUUACUUUUUUAAGAAAGUUGGAUGGUUUUCACAGUAGGUUUUCCAUGGACUUCCAUGUUUUAUGUUUUUGUCCUGUCCUAUACAAUGGGAAAGCCACACUUAAAAUGCAGAAUUUCUUAGUGGAAACAUACAGGCACAUUUUUUUAAAGCAAGAUAUUUCAAAGAAAGCAUAUGAAGUUCAAAACAAAGAAAAAAGUCCAAUGCUAAUGUGAUCGUUUUUGCGUUGUGAUUGCUUUGUGUGAACUUGAGGGGGGGGGGGGAUCACCAAAACACUAGCAAUCAACAUUGCUCAGAAAUGUGACAUUUGAAAAGCUCAUUCAUACAUUCAAAUCUAAUUUAAUAGCAUUCAGACAUUUGUGAAAAAAAAAGUUGACUUUUUAAGGGCCACUAGCUUGGACUCUCAAACCUUCAGGACACCAUGGCUAUCAAAAGGGCAACUCUCAGAAGCUUUACACAAGUUGCAAACUCGGAUGUCGAUCUUUCACAGACCUUUGUUGUUGCAUUCAGGGCUGGCUUUAUUGUGUAUAUAUUGGUGUACCUGUAUGUAUAUAACUAUUUUUGGGUAGGGCGUUUCUCUGAAAUGCAAGGGCAAAGAUUCCAUAUUUGUUUUCAUCCAUGAAAAAGCUGGAGACUGUUCUCCUGCAGAUGCAGGUAUAGUGGCCUUGUGGCAUGGAUUCAGAUUUUAGGAUUCGUCACACUGUGGCCGGGUUUUCUCAGUUCGGAGGCUCCAGGGCGUUUCUAUAGACCUGUCACAUAAACCUGUUAGCUGAAUGGAGUGUUUUCUGAAUGUAACAGAUUAUUUGCCUUGUUAUUUGAUAUUGAAACGAAUGCUAGGUGUGUUGGUUGAAGUAUUGGUGAAGGGUUUGGGUGUUUUGAGAGAGUUUUCACAAACAGGAGUGAAAGUGAAGCUGUUGAUGAUCAGUGUAUUGGAGAAGACUGCUUUUUUUAUUUUUUAUUUUUUUUAUAUCUGCUAAUAUCCAAGAGCUAAUUUCCAAAACAUACACGGGGAGAGAGAGGGGAUGGAAAAGCCCAGCUGGUGAUUGUCUGUACGCUUGGUGGAAAUGUUGGGCUUGAGUACAGCUCUGGACUUCUGAAUGCUUUGUUGUUUGCAGGCCUUCUGACUAUGUCCUCAUUGAAUAAAGGUGCGGAGACUAAGCUUUUCUGAUAAACAGAAUCACAGUUAUGAAAACCACAAUGAUGAUUCUGUUUAUGCAACUGAUCCAAUCAUGUUAACAAAAUAUGAAAAUGCAUUUUUUUCUUCUUCUUGUGACAAAGUUUGAGCCAAUCUGUUUCUUAUGCAUUCCUGCCAAUGGGCAGAAAAUACUGAAGAAUUUAGAAAAUAAAGAAACAUUUCAAAACA
This is a messenger RNA of Carassius auratus (goldfish), 7641 nucleotides long. RefSeq names its product echinoderm microtubule-associated protein-like 4. Gene Ontology annotation, cellular component: mitotic spindle. Gene Ontology annotation, molecular function: microtubule binding. The transcript has 24 exons. Gene Ontology annotation, biological process: microtubule cytoskeleton organization. The record is from RefSeq and is a predicted model, not a curated record. Lineage: Eukaryota; Metazoa; Chordata; Actinopteri; Cypriniformes; Cyprinidae. Bases 324 to 3359 code for a protein of 1011 amino acids.